Molecule: messenger RNA, 1179 nt
Organism: Zychaea mexicana
Lineage: Eukaryota; Fungi; Mucoromycota; Mucoromycetes; Mucorales; Lichtheimiaceae
Exons: 5
Coding region: 1-1179 (392 amino acids)
Source: RefSeq, a predicted model, not a curated record
AUGGAAGUGGAUGUUGUUCACAUUGUUCGCAUAGACUGGCUCAAGGAGCAUCAGGCAAGCGAUGCACGGGCAGCAACAUUGUCUUUGUCACUAAGAAAACGAAAGGCAGCAGAUGGUAGAGCCCAGGAAGCUGAACAGAGACCAGCGACAAAUGAUAAUACUGAAGCAGACAGUGACCAAGAGGAAAAUGCAGAGGAUGCCAAUAGUGCAAUGCAAGUGGAUCUUAACUCAUUGGAUAUCGACCUGAACAGCGAGCCUGAUGAUAAUACGCAACCAACAGCAGCAAACAACAACCAUACAGAUGGCAAUGACAGUGAGGAUCAGCAGGACGACUCAUUUGUGCCAGCUACAGCUUCUUCUUCGAAGAAUGGCGACACUGCAGAUAGUUUUGAAGCAAUGACAAAUGUGACAAGCUUACCCGGAAGCGUUCGAGACCCUUCUGAACAUGGCGAUGACCGGGAAAGUAUUGAGCGCAUAACAAGGACCACUGAAUCAGGCCAGGCUUCCAAUGAUGCGCAUGUAGACCUUGGCACCCAAGUAGCCUUGUCGUCAGGUCGUGCUCUUCGGAACACAUGGAAAAGUGGAGGAAGGUUUCUGACAGAGGUCAACAGUAUCUGUAACCGAGACUUUGAUGGCAGAUUCAAGUUUUUCAGCGAGGUGGCCGACUUUGCGGCAGUGUUGAGGAACAGCGUCGGCAAUGUCGAGAUUGAACCCUUGCAAGAUCUUGUCAAUGUCAAGCGCGUCGAGAGGUUGACAACCUCAAGCAGUGUCAUAAAUAAGGCAAAAGUUUGUGCAAACCGCAUAAGCAGAUUGGCAGUGAAUGGCAGCAUGGUCGAGUUUAUGCACAUGAUCGAACGCAUCAACAUUGCCUACUACCGCUACGACUACCAUGUCAAUAAAAAAGGCAAGCUCAAAGACUUUGAUGAAGGUGUGUUCCAGCACCUGUCGACAAAGACUGCGCAACAGCUUGUCUCAAAAAUAUGCCAAGGCUGUCGACGGUACAUCCAGCUGGUCUGCGAGUUUGGAGUGGGACUAGUCCUGCUACCAGCUACUUUUAACCCGACAAAGCUAGAAUCUAUGUCUGAGGAUGCGUUCGUACAAGUACUUUCUACAGUCGACAAAGAUUUAUUCAAGGCGCGACUAGAGUGGGUUGUCAAGGAUCUGAUUAUACCAAAGUAA